Molecule: messenger RNA, 6100 nt
Organism: Scomber scombrus (Atlantic mackerel)
Lineage: Eukaryota; Metazoa; Chordata; Actinopteri; Scombriformes; Scombridae
Exons: 14
Coding region: 565-2997 (810 amino acids)
Biological process (GO): negative regulation of axon extension involved in axon guidance; negative chemotaxis; semaphorin-plexin signaling pathway
Molecular function (GO): chemorepellent activity; semaphorin receptor binding
Source: RefSeq, a predicted model, not a curated record
CGCUGAGAGCUGCCUGAUGAUCGCUCCCUGCAGGAGCAGAGGAGGAGUGAGGAGCGUUACAGGUGGAGCAGAGAGCGCCGUGCCGGAUCACUGUCAAGAAAAACAGCGGUUUCUGAUAUAGACCCGGACAACUCCCGAAGUGGGACACCAUGAAGAUGAUCUCCUCCGGCAUCCCACUCCAGUAGCUGAGCAGCAUGGCUUGUGCUCCUCCUUCCAGAGCGGACACCAGUGGCUCAUUAGCACUGCGCUGGAGGCUAACUCCAACAUAGAUACUCUCCACACAGGACACACGCAAUAUUCAAACUGGGCCGAAGCUAAUGGACUAAUCCGCACCGCGCAGGCCUGGUUAAACAUUUGUGUGUACUUUUUUUUGCAAGGAUCUUUGAAGUGAAAGAUGACCCGUGCCGGAGCGGCACAUGUGCAACACUGUGAGGUCCCCUCAGUGUAACAACAACAACAUCUGGACUGAGACCUUGGACCAUGCUCUGUCUCUGAUUGGGUGGUUUGGUGGUAGAGCUGGAGUGUGCAGCUCUUCCACACUUAGACAAACCAGGACUCUGAGCCAUGUCUCUUCUCUCAGCCCUGAGCAUUGUCUGUGGAUUGAUGCUCCGUGUUUCGCUUAGUGCACUUGACACUCACUACUGUGUCCCAAGAAAGACUGUCCCCUACCAGAGCCAGCUGAAGUCGUUUAGAGAAGAGGGGAUCUUCAACUACUCCACUAUGCUGAUGAGAGAUGACCUAGGCCUGCUGCUGCUGGGGGCGAGAGAGGCCGUAUAUGCUCUGGACAUCGACAACAUCUCUAUCAGAAAGGCUGUGGUGUAUUGGCGAGUUACCGAGGAGAAGCAGAGGGAGUGCACGUACAAGGGAAAACACGCUGAGGUGGAAUGCCGCAACUACAUUCGAACCCUGCACAAAGUGAAUGACACUACUAUGUAUGUGUGUGGCACAAAUGCGUUUAGCCCCAUCUGUGAUUAUAUGACGUUUGCUAAUGGACAGCUAAGGCUAGAGGGAAAGCAGGAGGAGGGAAAAGGGAAAUGUCCUUUUGAUCCCUUCCAGAGAUACUCCUCCCUCAUGGUUGGAAACGACCUGUACUCUGCUACAUCCAUCAACUUCUUGGGUUCAGAGCCGGUGGUUCUGCGCAGUUCAAACCUGGCUCUCCGCACAGAGUUUAAGAGCUCCUGGCUCAGUGAGCCAAACUUUGUCUACAUGGACUUUGUGGGUGAGAGUUAUCUCAGCCCUGAUGGUGAUGAUGAUAAAGUAUACAUGUUCUUCAGCGAGAAUGCCAUGGAGUACGACUUUUACAGCAAGGUUGCAGUGUCACGAGUGGCCCGUGUCUGUAAGGGGGAUAUGGGCGGCCAGCGGACGCUGCAAAGGAAAUGGACGACGUUCCUAAAAGCUCGUCUGGAUUGUUCCCUCCCUGAACCCAGCCUGCCCCCCAUUGUACAGGAUGUCUUCCUGCUGAAGCAUGAAGACUGGAGGAAGAGUGUCUUCUAUGCUGUCUUCACUCCCCAGUCGGGUUUGUCUCAGGUAUCUGCAGUGUGCGCAUACAGUGUGUCCGCCAUUAGAGAUAGCUUCAAUGAGGGAAAGUUUAAGACACCUGUUGCUGUGGAGACAUCACAUGUCAAGUGGGUGAUGUACACAGGAGAGGUGCCAGUCCCCAGACCAGGAGCGUGCAUCAAUAAUGUGGCUCGUAAAAUGGGGAUGAAUCGUUCUCUGGACCUUCCUGACAAAACCCUCCAGUUCAUCAGGGACCGUCCCCUCAUGGACGAGGCAGUUCGUCCUCUGACAGGGAGCCCACUGCUGCUUAAGAAGGGGGCCUUGCUGACUCGGAUUGUAGUGGACAGCGUGCUGGCGCUGGAUGGACAGAGAUAUGCCGUCAUGUUCAUUGGCACUGAAAACGGUUAUAUUCAGAAGGCCGUCAACUAUGAUGGAGAGAUGUUCAUCAUUGAGGAGAUUCAACUGUAUGAAAAUGCUGAACCUAUCAACAUCCUGCGCCUCUCAUCCAGCAAAGGCCAGCUAUUUGCGGGUUCAGAGUUUGGUGCUAUCCAGAUGCCAGUCAGUAACUGCAGCCGCUAUGUCACUUGUGUGGACUGCAUCCUGGCCAGGGAUCCUUACUGUGCCUGGGACUUCUCCACUGAGCAGUGCUCCUCCGUCCACAGCUUAUCCUCUUCCUCCUCAAAUACAGCAAUACAGAGUCUGGAGAAAGGAGACAUCUCGCAGUGUCCUCAGCCUGAUCCAGUACCGGCAGUGGAUUUGACCCUGAUUCCAGAGAACAACAUCCAGCUGCCUUGUGAGCUCCACUCCAACUUGGCACAGGUCAUGUGGCAGUUUUCUGGCCAAACACUUCACUCCAACCACAAAUACUACAUCUACAGCGGGGGCCUCCUCAUCCUGAGUGCUUCUGAAUCUGACGUUGGUCUGUACACCUGUGGCUCAGUGGAGCAAAUCAAUGGCAGGACAUACAACCGGACUGUGGCGGUUUAUCGUUUACAGCCCUACUCAGGCCCAGCAGUGGGGGACAACACUACUCCUGGCAGUGAGGUGAAAAAUUCCUCAGACUCUAUUCACAGUCCGAAUACAGCUUCACCGGGGGUGGGGCCAGAUCCGGACAUUGGGGACCAUGUGUCCCCAGAGCCUCAAAGUGACACUAGCAGGUUAACUGGAUUAGAGGUGGCCGUUGGCCUGCUGUCCCUGCUUUGUCUCUCACUGAUGGGGGUCAUAUUUUGGAUCUGGAGUCGAGGAGGUUUGGAAUGCUUUAAGUUUGGGCAAAGCUCCAGUGCCAACGAGGGAAAACGACAAUCUACCGAAUACAUGCACAUCCCGAACAGAACUUCAGAGAUAAAGCUCCUGGAGCCUGAGUCUGGGAGACGUUGUAGUGCCAAUAAUAAUCACUCUGCUGUUGACUUCAAAGGGAACGGGGAGCACCACUUCACACCCAUGGCCAACAUUUCAAGUCUGGACGGUCUGGGUUACAUAAAUGAUGAGUCAGAGAUUUGACUCUGCUGAGGUAUAGAAGGCUAACACCAGUGAACUAAUUACCAUCCUAUAGGUGUACCUCCAACAAGACACGGCGCUUAGAAAAAGGUUUUCACAUUAUGUAUUCUUUUGAUUGGUGUCCUCUGUCUCCUUGCCAAUUUCCAACACUGUCUAUCAUUUCUGCACUCUAACCGGGCAGCUGAUACUCUGAAAAAAGGCUUUUUACAGGAUAUCUGGGGAGAUUUUCUCCAUUUACUCCAUGAAAUAACUGAAAAGCCAAUGUUUUAUACAUGUAUUUUUUCUAUAAUGAUUAAUUGUGAAUACAUUUUGUGUAAUAUAUUGUGUACAGCAAAGACCAUUUUUUCAACUACUAUUUAUUUGUCACAGUUAAGUUUUUAUUUCUGAAAUACUUGUGAUCUACUGUAAGUCUUGUAAAUACGGCCGACAACAAUGAACAAGUAGCAAAGAACUCUUUGACCUCUAACUUCCAAGCACAUUUCAUUUAUUGGGAUUUUACUGUUUAUUUAAGACAACAUUCAACAGUCAGAGUAUUGUUCAGUCUUUUGCUGUGUUAAUUAUUAAUCAAUAGCCUGUAUUCUUUUAUAUUCAGGUGGCUGUUAAAAAAUGGACUACAGAUACACCUCUGUGUUUAAGCAGUCAAAUGCUCAUACUGUCUGUGAUAAAGAGUGAACUCUGUAGCUCUUUUGUCUGUAGCAAAAAAAAAAAAAAGAUUAUUUCACUCCAGUAAAUGUUACAUCAUCUUUGAGAGUGAGCUAGUGUAACCAGGGUACACAUCUAUAUUUCUAUAUUCAAAGCAUAUAUUUUGGUCUAACUAUAAAAAAUAAAAAAAAUUCAUUGGGACGUAGAAUUGUGAGUGUACGAUUUUGUCAGUGAAUUUGCAUCAGAGACGGAUCAAAAAUGUAAAUGUUGGUUUUUGGUGUCAAACUUUUGGAAAAUGCAGCAGCCCUUGUUCAUAAUAAUAAUAAUGAUAAUGAUUAAACUUUUUGACGUGUAUGUAGCUGUCAGUAAUUAUUACCUUCUUUCUCACACAGACAGCAAAUUUGUUUGAACGUGAUACAGGUAAACUUCACCUGAUGUGCUUUGUGUCAUGAUUUCCCCAAACAGAUGCUUUUGUGGUUUGUGUUUCGGGACAACGAAAAAACACACACAGACUACAAACAUAACUCACACCUGCCUGUUUUUGUUAAAAAAAAAAAAAAAAGAAGAAGAAAAAAAAAAUCUGAGACCACACCAAAUUACAGCAAUGUAGUCUGAAUCUGCUCUGUGUUUUUCACACUCUGUCAUUAACAACAAUGAUUACAUAACAAUUAAUGCUCAGAGCCGCCUCAUGAUUCAUCUCAAACAAGCAGUUAUGAAAGGGUUGAAGUGGGUCUCUGUUUAAUUAUUCAGCAGUGCAGUAUAAGAAAGUUGCCAUGCCAUUAAGGUUAUACAUUUGUCUUAUCAAUAAAUCAAUAAAAUACUACCAAAGCAGUUGCAUAGAUUUUGCUGUUAAAAAUGUAUUCCAGCAUACUUUAAAAUUAAAAUCUCACUGAUAUGCUCAGUCUAGGAAUAAUAUACACCAGGGAAUUAAGACAAGCUGCACAGCAACUAUUGUUGUCAGUUUAUUUAUUCUAAAAUAAAAAGCCAGUGGGCUUGCUUGGUAAGUUUCAGAAAUCACUCUUAGGUUUUUUUUUAGCUGCCCUCUCUCCUCUUCAUCAUCCUCCAAAGUUUUAAUGAGGUUUUUUCUCUUUUAAAUUCAGCUGCUUGUGAGCUAUUCUAUGAUGCUCACAGUCUUUUUUUCUAUCUUACACUCAGUUCCUUCAAACAUCCCUCACUUACAUUUCUGAGUAAAUCAAUGUCUCAGCAGCAUCUCAUCGCCUGGGUGAAAGAUUCAACACUUUCUCUUUUUCCUUUGUUUCAAACAUCGCAAAACCAACAGGGCUGACCAGACUGAACAAGUGACUGACAGGAGUCUGAUUGUCCAAAUAUGCUGUUGAGACCUGAAGCCAAAGUUUUCUAAUGUCUUAAUCCCAUCCAACCUUCAAUUAUUACAAAGAUAAUCAAAAAUAGAAAUGCUACUGUCUUCACACAGCACCUUUAUGUGAAAAGACAGUGUGGGAAAAGUGUAAGACUUCAUAUCAUCAAAAAUCCCUACCUUAAUGGUUCUUAUACAUUCAACUAGGACAGACAGUGUGAAUAAGAAUAUUUAUUGAAAUGUUGCAAUAUUUCAAGGUUACUUGAACAUAUCCAUAAUAUUUUGUCACUUAUCAAACAACAGAGAAAAAUCAAAAUACUCAUUUUGGCAGUUGGCCAUGAAGGACACUUUAGUAAGAAGAAAAGUAAAAUGAAUUUUUAAGUCGUGGCACCUUGUUCCUCCAACUGGUGCUCACACUUCAUAAAGGCUUUGACUAAAUCAUUGAGCCAAAAAAAUAAAAAAUAAAUGGUUGAAAUGUGGUGCAGUAAACUGCACCAAAGCCACAAUCGUUGUUUUUGGGUUUUUUAAACCCCAGAUGUCUGUUUGAAUGACAGAAAGAGAGCUGAAAUAUCAGACUGCAUUUACACAGUCUGACUACUGUACAUUUACAUGCAAGAUUCCACUCAAUUGCUGAUCCGUCUGUAAAUGUUUAUAUUUCAAUCAGCCAAUUGGGAUGUGUGUCUGUUUACACAGUUUACAUGAGGUUGGUUCCUUUACAUAAGUAAAUUAUAUCCAGUUUCAAUCCUAUUUCAGGCUGCAUGCAAGCACACUGCAGUCACUUCAUACCAAAAUUCAGUCUAUCUGGGUGAAAGUGACUGGAACAUUUCAACAACUGAUAAGGUGCUCUAAUGGCAGGGCACUGGCCACUAAAAGCAAAUAGUGUAGCUUUGGAACAUUAGAAACUGAGAAAUACUGAAUCAGAGAACAACAAAAUAUCUACUUUGGGUGUGACUAUUUUUUUUCCCAGUAUCAAAAUAAUGGAAAGUGAUAUGGCACAUCAGCGAACAGUGAAAAAUCAGAGAGGUUACGCACCAACAUCUUUUGAAAUGUUUCCAGACGUUGCUUCACUGAAGCACAAGUCCAACUUAAAACAAAAAUGCAGCAUGUGUUAGGCGAAAGUCAAGCUAGACAUUUUUGACAUGCAAAGAC